AUGAAGGCUCUCCUGCUGGUCUUCCUCGGCACAGUGGCUCACCUCCUGCAGCCCACCCUCUCCUUGAGAGUUAGUGCUUUCAACAUCAGGGCCUUUGGGGACACCAAGCUGUCCAACGUGACCAUCAUGGAUUUAAUUGUCAAUAUUGUGUCCACGUAUGACAUCACCCUCAUCCAGGAGGUCCGAGAUGCAGAUCUGAGUGCAGUCAAAAAGCUGAUGAACCGACUCAACCAGGCAUUAUCAGGUCCAUACAGCUAUGUGGUCAGCAAGCCUUUGGGCCGCAGCACCUACAAGGAGCAAUACCUCUUUGUUUACAGGGAGGACAAGGUAUCUCUUGUGGACAGCUACUACUAUGAGGAUGGCUGUGAGCCCUGUGGGAAUGACACCUUCAGCAGGGAGCCCUUCAUUGUGAAGUUUGAUGCACCUCAGACUGAGGUGGGGAAACUGGUGCUGGUGCCUUUGCAUGCUGCUCCCAGUGACGCUGCGGCCGAGAUUGAUGCGCUCUACGAUGUCUACUUGGACGUGAGAGACAAGUGGGGGACAGAUGACGUGCUCCUCCUGGGAGAUUUCAACGCUGACUGCUCCUUUGUCCGGCCCACAGAUUGGCCCCACAUCCGGCUGCGCUCCAGCAAUGCCUUCCAGUGGCUCAUCCCAGACAUGGCAGACACCACCGUGACAAGCACCAGCUGUGCCUAUGACAGGAUUGUGGUGGCUGGCGCCAGAAUGAGGGAGUCCAUCCUGCCUGGGACAGCCAAAGUGAAUGACUUCCAGCAGACCUUCAAGUUGCACUAUAAGGAUGCCUUGGCUGUUAGUGACCAUUUUCCCGUGGAAGUGACAUUGAAAUCCAUCAGCAAUUCCCGUGGAAGUGACACUGAAAUCCACCAGCAAAAUUCCACAUAG
Molecule: messenger RNA, 900 nt
Organism: Rhineura floridana
Lineage: Eukaryota; Metazoa; Chordata; Lepidosauria; Squamata; Rhineuridae
Gene: DNASE1
Product: deoxyribonuclease 1
Exons: 8
Coding region: 1-900 (299 amino acids)
Biological process (GO): DNA catabolic process
Cellular component (GO): nucleus
Molecular function (GO): DNA nuclease activity
Source: RefSeq, a predicted model, not a curated record